UUUCAAAGUGGAAAAACUUGUUCUUUGGACUAAAGACUUUAGAAGGUGUAAGUCUUUCCUAUAAAUACGAUCCACUCGUGCUACAAUAUUAUUAGUCGAAUAAUUCAGCGGUUCAUUAUUGUCAAAGAAAUAAGGAAGUGUUAAAAUGAGGACAUUUUGUGUACUAUUUGUGACAAUUUUGUCGCUUUGCAUUGGAAUUCAGGGCAUCAAUGUGGAAGGCGAAAUUGUUCAAGGAGAAAAUGUGAAAUUUGUUGCAAAACACUGGGACAUUACAACCGAAGAUGUGACGAUCACUAGUAUUAAUGGAAAGGAGGCAUCGUUUUAUGGCGACAAAAAAGUCACCUAUCUAGACAUUCUCGACCAAACCGUUCAUUAUUUGCCAAAAGGAAUCGAAAACUUUUUCCCGCUUCUCGAAAAACUGUCGAUCGUUGGUUCGGAACUCAACUCAGUGAAAUCCGACAACUUGAAGCCUUUUGUCCAUCUGCAAACGGUUAACUUGAAAAACAACAAAAUCACCACCCUUGACAGUAAUGUGUUUGAGUUCAACCCUGAAAUCACUACACUUUGGAUGAGCCGAAACAACUUGAAACAUAUUGGAGCUGACAUCUUGACACCGUUGAAGAAAUUGACGUACGCCGAUUUUUCGGCAAACGAAUGUGUUGACAAAUUGAUUGACGAGGAAGGUUCAGAGACAGUUGAUUUCUCCACCUUGGUCAACGAAUUUAAAACCAAGUGUGCAUAAUGAAAUAAUAAAUCUUUUAUAACUAGAACUGUAAAGUGCGAUCUCGGUUCGAUAUGGCGUAAAUCGUUCGACACAAAGUCGAGAACUUAGUUUACGACAUCGAGAACGAAUAUUCCACUUCACAUUUCUAGUUAUAUAAAUAAGUUCGCUUGCUCUACCGUAAAGUGGACUUUACAGUAGAGAGA
Molecule: messenger RNA, 927 nt
Organism: Bradysia coprophila
Lineage: Eukaryota; Metazoa; Arthropoda; Insecta; Diptera; Sciaridae
Product: asporin-like
Molecular function (GO): protein binding
Source: RefSeq, a predicted model, not a curated record